AUGCCGUUUUCAUUUAAAAAGAAAAAUAAGCGACGUGAAAUCCCUAAAGAUAUUAUUUUGCGCGCAUUGGAAGAAGUUUCCAAAGGUGCUAAAAUUAAAAGUACUGCGAAUAAAUAUGACAUACCAAGAUCUAACCUUCAAAGGUAUAUCAAGCAGGGUGGUGUCGUAAAAGAUAAUUCUUGUAAAUUUAUAUCGUCUCAAAUAUUCACAAAAGAUGAAGAAGAGAAAAUUUCGGAAUAUCUUGUAACAUCUUUUAAACUAAACCAUGGGCUAUCAAAACUGAAAACAUGCGAAUUGGUUUAUGAAUACGCCACUGCCAUUAAAAAGAAAAUACCAGAUAACUGGACAGAGAAGAAACUUGCAUCCAAAGACUGGAUAAGGGGAUUUUUUAAAAGACAGCCUCAACUUUCGAUAAGGACACCAGAGGCUACCAGUCUGUCACGGGCCACAAGCUUCAAUAAGACAAAUGUCGGAAAUUUUUUUGAAAAUCUUAAAACUGUGUAUGAACGGCAUCGCUUCGGCCCUGAGUCUAUUUACAAUAUAGACGAAAUUAGAUUAUCAACGGUGCAACGAACCCAGAAAGUGAUUGCUCUCAGAGGCACUAAGCAAAUUGGGCAAGUAACGUCAGCUGAAAGAGGGACGCUUGUAACGGUUUGCUGCGGUAUUAAUGCAUUGGGUAACUCAAUACCACCAUUUUUCAUAUUCCCACGGGUUAAUUUCAAAACAUAUAUGCUAAAUGAUGCCCCUGUUGGUUCAGAUGGAGCAGCACAUCCUUCAGGGUGGAUGACAUCACCAAAUUUUUUAAAAUAUAUUCACCAUUUCGCCAAACACGCAAAACCAACGCCUUCAUCGCCAGUUCGUUUGCUGCUGGACAAUCAUGAGAGCUAUAUUUCAGUACCAGUUCUCGAUUUUUGCAAACAAUCAGGCAUUAUUUUAAUGACUUUCCCACCACACUGCAGCCAUAAACUGCAACCUCUAGACCUGACUGUCUAUGGACCACUGAAAACUUAUUAUAACACUGCUGUAACAGAUUGGAUGGUAAGCAAUCCGGCCAAAACAGUAACAAUUUAUGAAAUACCAAAAUUAGCAGCAAAAGCCAUUCCACUAGCAUUCAAGUUGCAGAAUAUUCAAAGUGGAUUUGAAAAAUCUGGCAUAUGGCCAUUGAAUUCAAAUAUUUUCUCCGAUGAAGAUUUCGCUUGUUCUUUUAUAACUGAUCGCUGCUUGUCGGAAGAGGGUAAUGUUCCUUCAGAACAAUCUAUUUCAGACCAACCUGUCACUGAACAGCCUUCAACAGGGGAAAAUCAGAGUCUAGAGGAUCGUACAAGUUCAAAUGUGGAAGUCAUUGGGCCAUCUCAACUGGAAUCUCCCUCUACAAGUCAAAUUAGUGGCACUGUCAAUGUAACACCUGAUGUAGUAAGACCGUAUCCGAAGGCCGGCCCCAGGAAAUUGCAGGGUAUGAAACGGAAGAAGGGAAAAACUAGAAUAUUGACGGACACGCCCGAGAAAAGACUUAUAGAAAUGGAAGAAGAAGAAAGACAAAGAAAAAAUAAGAUCAAAGAGCUCAACAAAAAUAGAAAAUGCUUCAAAAAUACAGGACAGAAAAAAAUCCGAAACUUGCUGAUGAAUUUACUUCCAAACUAG
Molecule: messenger RNA, 1641 nt
Organism: Ctenocephalides felis (cat flea)
Lineage: Eukaryota; Metazoa; Arthropoda; Insecta; Siphonaptera; Pulicidae
Exons: 1
Coding region: 1-1641 (546 amino acids)
Cellular component (GO): nucleus
Molecular function (GO): DNA binding
Source: RefSeq, a predicted model, not a curated record